Molecule: messenger RNA, 4072 nt
Organism: Columba livia (rock pigeon)
Lineage: Eukaryota; Metazoa; Chordata; Aves; Columbiformes; Columbidae
Gene: BACE1
Product: beta-secretase 1
Exons: 9
Coding region: 169-1659 (496 amino acids)
Biological process (GO): amyloid-beta metabolic process; membrane protein ectodomain proteolysis
Cellular component (GO): endosome; trans-Golgi network; plasma membrane
Molecular function (GO): aspartic-type endopeptidase activity
Source: RefSeq, a predicted model, not a curated record
CUUUCCGGGGCGGGGAGCUCCGCGCCGCCAUGCCCGCCGCCCCGCUCGGCCCCGCCGCGCCGCCUGCCCGCCCCGGCGCGGCCGCCCGGCCGAGGCGCGGGGCGCUGCGGGCCCGCUAGCGCCGUCCGCCGCGGGGAGGAGGCCUUUGCGGGGGGGAGGGCCGCGGCCAUGGCUGCAGCCUGGCCCUGGCUGCUGCUGGGGCUGUGGGCGGCCGCCCUGCGCGCCCUCCCUGCCCCGCCGCGCAUCCGCCUGCCGCUGCGGGGCGGCGCGGCCCUGCCGCCGGGACCCCGGGCGCGCCGGGCGCCGGAGGACGCCGAGCGGGCCGGCAGCUUCGUGGACAUGAUCGACAACCUGCGCGGCAAGUCCGGGCAGGGCUACUACGUGGAGAUGACGGUGGGCAGCCCCCCGCAGAAGCUGAAUAUCCUGGUGGACACAGGGAGCAGCAACUUCGCGGUGGGAGCGGCGCCUCACCCCUUCCUCCGCAGAUACUACCAGCGGCAGAUGUCCAGCACCUACCGCGACCUGCGCAAGGGGGUGUACGUGCCCUACACCCAGGGCAAGUGGGAAGGGGAGCUGGGCACUGACCUUGUCACCAUCCCGCACGGCCCCAACGUCACCGUCAGGGCCAACAUCGCUGCCAUCACGGAGUCGGACAAGUUCUUCAUCAACGGCUCCAACUGGGAAGGGAUCCUGGGGCUGGCGUACGCCGAGAUCGCCCGGCCCGACGACAGCCUGGAGCCCUUCUUUGACUCGCUGGUGAAGCAGACGCGGGUGCCCAACAUCUUCUCCCUGCAGCUCUGCGGGGCCGGCUUCUCGCCCAACGAGACGGAGGCGCUGGCGUCGGUGGGCGGCAGCAUGAUCAUCGGCGGCAUCGACCGCUCGCUGUACGUGGGGGACAUCUGGUACACCCCCAUCCGCAAGGAGUGGUACUACGAGGUCAUCAUCGUCAAGCUGGAGGUCAACGGGCAGGACCUGAACAUGGACUGCAAAGAGUACAACUACGACAAGAGCAUCGUGGACAGCGGGACCACCAACCUCAGGCUGCCAAAGAAGGUGUUUGAGGCUGCCGUGAAAUCCAUCAAAACAGCUUCCUCGACCGAGAAGUUCCCCGACGGCUUCUGGCUGGGGGAGCAGCUGGUUUGCUGGCAGGUUGGCACCACCCCUUGGCACAUCUUCCCGGUCCUGUCACUCUACCUGAUGGGGGAAGCCACCAACCAGUCGUUCCGGAUCACCAUCCUGCCCCAGCAAUACCUGCGGCCGGUGGAGGACGUGGCCACCUCUCAGGAUGACUGCUACAAGUUCGCCAUCUCCCAGUCCUCCACGGGCACCGUCAUGGGCGCCGUCAUCAUGGAGGGUUUCUAUGUGGUGUUUGACCGCGCCCGCAAGCGCAUCGGCUUCGCGGUCAGCGCCUGCCACGUGCACGACGAGUUCCGCACGGCCGCGGUGGAGGGGCCCUACCUGCACGGCGACAUGGAGGACUGCGGCUACAACAUCCCGCAGACGGACGAGUCCACGCUGAUGACCAUCGCCUACGUCAUGGCGGCCAUCUGCGCCCUGUUCAUGCUGCCGCUCUGCCUCAUGGUGUUCCAGUGGCGCUGCUUCCGCUGCCUGCGCCGCCACCACGACGACUUUGCCGAUGACAUAUCCUUGCUGAAGUGAGCGUGGGGGCUUCGGGGGGCACGGGGCCGGCACACGCGGGUCCUUUCUGCGGGGCUGAGCCCAGAGCCUCAGCCCUGGGGACUCGGGAGCAUCGGGGACUUGCAGAAGGAGCAUGGCAGCCAAGGGGCAGAGCUCAGCAGCCGCGUCCCGGGGCUGGGGCAGCUGCUCUGCUCCGGCACCAGGAUGAGCUGUCCCUGGAUCUGCCCAGCCCUGCCAGGCGUGAUGGAGCCAUUCCUGCCUGUCCCCUGCCUGUCCCCUGCCUGUCCCCUGCCUCCUUCCAACCCCAGCUGCCUGAGCCGGGCUCCAGCAUUUCCAUCCCUGGAGGAUCUAUCCCAGCACUGGGCUUCUCGGGGACAGCCCCGGGCUGCCCGGGACAGGGCUCCCAUCCUGCUGCUCCGUACCCCGCUCGCUUUGCCCUCCCAAACUGUCCUUCCCCCACCACCAGCCCCAGGACCCCCUGUGCCCACCCUGCCCUCCCGGGAUGAGCAGGAGCAGCCACCCGUCCCCUUUCGCUCGUCAGACCCCUCUGGGGAUGGGAAUCUGCCACAUGUCCCUUCAGCACCAACGGCACCUGCUCCGGAGCAGCCGGUGGCCGCUGCCCCACAGGCUGUCCCCAGGUGCCCCAGAACCAGGACAGAGUGAAGUCCCCAAGCCCGGCCGCUCCCCAGCCCACCCGUCCGACCGAAAGCCAUAGGGGAGCCAGCGCCGGGCUGCCCCGCAGCCCCCGCCUCACCGCCGGCACGGCCCGCGGCGCCGGCACCGCGGCUGCUCCCGCUCACUGCCCGCGUCCCGGCGCCCCGGCUGCUGCCGCGGGGUGAGGGCCAGCCCGGCUCGGGGGGCAGGCGCUGCCUCGGGGGCUGCAGCGUUUCUUAGUUUUUAAACACAUGGUUGUAUUUAUUUCAUUUGUUUUUAAUGACGCGAGUCACUGGCAGCGCAGCUGUGCAAAUCCCGGCGUGUAAAUAGCAGGUCCCACAGCACACCCAGGUGUACAAACAGCGGCCGCUUCUCACCUGUACAAUAUAGACAUAUAUCUCUAUUUUUAAUUCUAGUGCUGAAAGCCACUGUUCCAAACCCAACAUUAGGGGGGUUGGUCCUGUUUUGUUCUGGGUUUUUUUAGUCUUUUUAGCCCCCUGCUCAACCCCGGGGCCUUGGCCAGGGCUCGCUCGGCUGGAGGCGCUUUCCGGACCCGAGCGCGGGCGGUCAGGAGGUGCUGAGCACCGGAGCACGCAGAGCCAGCCGCCCCGGCCCAAGGGACCGUCCUACAGCCCUGUCCUCGCCUGGUCGCGCUGCGGAGGGCGGAUGUUCUGGUGCGUGAGGACGAGCGUCCCCAGGCAGGCGCCCUGCAGCGUGCAGGAUGUUCACCGUGCUGCGCUUCCUCCUCUGCCUCCAGCCUGGACAGGAAAGUGCUUUGUUUUAAAUAAUGAGAUUCGCUAAUUAAAGCAACGCUCCUCCACGAGCACGGGGCCGGGCUGGCAGCCGCCCCGCGCAGGGACGCUCAGCAGCUGAGGGGGGCCGGGCAGGAGCAGCGCAGCUCUGCAGCAUCCCCGCGCGUAAACUCGUUAACUCAGCCCUGCAGUUCCGUAUCUCCGUGGCAAAGCAGCGAGGGAGCCAGCGGGACGAGGGAACGCACCGUGCAGGAGAGGCCAACCAGCCCUCGUGCCGGGCAUCGCCGCGACAGCCCAGCACCCGCACCCCAGAACUGCCCCGCGGCGCGCUGGCGAGCGGCGCCCGGCACCCAAACCUCGCUCCGGAGCCACGGGCGCCCGGCGAUCCCGCUCCCCUGUGAGAGGGCAGUGAGCACGCAUGGCCCUCCGCACCCUGUGCCUGCCCGGGACCCCCGGCACCCCGGACUCUGCGGCGGCCGCUGCCUUAAACCGCGCCAGCAGGCGUGUGCGUGGCGCAGGAGCUGAGACUGCGGCCAACCCGGGGGUGCUGUGCCCGGCAGCACCCGCACGGAGCGACCCCGAGGCACAGCUGCCGCGAGCAGCACCGAGUGCGUGCCACAGCCUGCAAAUCAAGGGAAAAAGUGCACAGAGUAAGUGUAAGAUUUGAAGUGGCGCUGAGCACCUCGUGACCCCACCAAAACCCCUGGAGAAAGGGUCGGUGCCUCAGCCAGGCUUGGGAAGCGCAGGAGGGGUGAAAGCAGGAGCUGCCGCAGGCUGGGUGGCGCUACCCGGAGCUGCCGUAGGUUGGGUGGUGCGACCCGGAGCUGCCGCGCAGCUGGAUCCGCGCGCUCCCUCCCCAGCGCUCCAGAACAGGUGUGUGCGGUCCUGGCCCUGCAGAGGGGAUGGGGAUGGGGACCGUGGGCUGGCGCCGGAGCCUCCUGUACUCUGUAACCUACUGUCUGUGUAAGAACAAUGAAUGUUAACACGGUAAAUUAUUAUUACAUUAAAAAAAGACCACAAAAAAGUGC